AUGACCUCUGAUGAUCAUUAUCUUGUUGAAACGCAGGCAAUUCUCUCAUUUCUUGCAGGAGCCGCACUCUCUUCAAACUAUCUAGUGAAUAUCCUCCCGAUCCUUAAACAUGUCCCAGAUUGGCUCCCUGGAGCGGGCUGGAAGCGAGAUAGCAAUAACGAGGGUGCUCCUGUCAUGGUUGCCUCCCUGAGAGCAGAUGCUCUGGAGAUAGGCUUAACAGAAGACGAAGCCGACGACUAUGUCUCACAGAUUGCCAUUACUAUGUUUUCCGGAGGGACAGACACUACUGUUAACACGUUGAUCAUGUUUUUCAUGGCCAUGGUGCUGUACCCGGAUGUCCAGAAGAGAGCGCAGGCCGAGAUAGACUCGAUGCUAGGGCACUCUCGAUUACCUAAGGUCGAAGAUCGGCCUCGGCUCAAGUACGUGGAUAGAGUUGUUCAGGAAACGCUCAGGUGGGGUCCGGUUACGCCAAUUGACGAUAUAUACAAAAGCUACCGGAUACCCAAGGGUGCAAUUGUAAUGGGCAAUGUUUGGGCAAUGACUUGUGAUAAAAACGUGUACAAGGAUCCAGAAGUUUUUGAACCAGACCGGUAUUUAGAUCCUGCUACUCCGUUUUCACCAGUGUUUGGGUGGGGUCGUCGUCGUUGCCCAGGCAUUCAUCUUGGACAAUCAUCACUCUUCAUUACGAUCGCCUCUAUUUUGAUGACGUUCGAUAUCGGCACAAUUAUAGAUAGCGAUGGGAAGGAAGUGCUUCCUGGUGGGAAGAUGAUUAACGCAAUAGUCCUUACUCCAGAACGCUUUGAAUUUGAGCUGACCCCUCGGUCUGCGAAGCACGAAGAACUAAUAAGAGGUGGCCUUUAA
This is a messenger RNA of Rhizoctonia solani, 861 nucleotides long. Its product is annotated as cytochrome P450 family protein. The transcript has 10 exons. The record is from RefSeq and is a predicted model, not a curated record. NCBI's taxonomy places the organism in Eukaryota, Fungi, Basidiomycota, Agaricomycetes, Cantharellales, Ceratobasidiaceae. Bases 1 to 861 code for a protein of 286 amino acids. Gene Ontology annotation, molecular function: heme binding; iron ion binding; oxidoreductase activity, acting on paired donors, with incorporation or reduction of molecular oxygen.